AUGCCCUGGCUAUCAGACCAACUUGAUCUUCAGACCUCCCCUGGCGCCAGGCAUGUCACCAGCAACGCAGGGGCAAGGCCUGGCUCCGAUCCGUGCGAAGUGCUUCCUGAACUAGUCGGCGGAGAUCACAACGUUCUUCCAUCUUGCGUCCGAGCCCUUGCGCUGUCUAUUGUGGCCAUUGGCUGUCACGGCCGGGCACUCAUAUGCGACGCCUUCGAAGCGCAGUCUUCGGCGCUCCGCGCCCUACAAAACGCCAUCGGCCGCCCUAACAUCCCUCUUUGCGACGAAGUGGCUGCAGCUAUUAUGUACGCUGCUCCCCACGUCAUGCCUUAG
This is a messenger RNA of Scedosporium apiospermum, 333 nucleotides long. RefSeq lists its product as uncharacterized. NCBI's taxonomy places the organism in Eukaryota, Fungi, Ascomycota, Sordariomycetes, Microascales, Microascaceae. Bases 1 to 333 code for a protein of 110 amino acids. The transcript has 4 exons. The record is from RefSeq and is a predicted model, not a curated record.